Molecule: messenger RNA, 813 nt
Organism: Ruditapes philippinarum (Manila clam)
Lineage: Eukaryota; Metazoa; Mollusca; Bivalvia; Venerida; Veneridae
Exons: 5
Coding region: 1-813 (270 amino acids)
Source: RefSeq, a predicted model, not a curated record
AUGAAGGAUCGAUCAAAACAGACUUACAAUUUAUUGAAUACUAAUAACACACAGCCAACAAGUAAAGCAACCUGGAUGAAAAAGCUUCAUUUUGAGGAAAAAUGUCAAAUAACAAGUGUUAACUCAAAAGUUGCGUGUGUUGGUGAUAAUGUGGAUCUUGAUUGGGUUUAUGAAAAUACUGCAGAUAUCUUGAGUGUCACCUGGACAUACAUUGACAGUCAAACUUCAGCACAGACAACAAUAAUGCAGUUUGUAGGAGGAUCAGCUACAGUGUCUGGCAAUUAUAAUGUUUUGCACAAAACAAAUGGUGGCAUAACAUUAACUAAAGUAACAAAAGCCAAUAGUGGGAGCUACAAAAUAUCUGUAAUUUAUGCAACUGCACCUACAGAAGAUGACACUGUUGCUGUUACUGUUAAUGAUUGCAGAUCCGAGUGUAAGUGUAAAGGUCAAAAGGCGGUGAUUGCUUCUGUAGUAAUUGGCAUUGUAGGUGCAAUAAUUCUUCCCAUUGUCGUUGGUGGAACUGUAAAAGAGUUUUUUGGUAGGAAGCUUGCACUGGUUGUUGAUUCCAUAGGUAUUGUCUUCGGUGUAGCAGGCUCUGUAUUAGGCAUAGUUGUGCAAGCUAUAGAUUGCUGUGAGGAUUCAGAUUGCUGUGAAGAUGAAUGCGAGAAAAACUGGAUAGAAACUACAGCUAUAGUAUUUAUAAUAAUUGGUUGCCUAGUUGGAAUUGUGGCUGUUGUCAUAUUUUACCUGGUUUGGUGUAAGUUUUUUCACUUAUCAUACCUAUCCUUUCCUUUUCAAAAUUUUAAUUCUUAA